Puntigrus tetrazona (Sumatra barb) is the source of this 7097-nucleotide messenger RNA. RefSeq names its product tenascin Cb (gene tncb). NCBI's taxonomy places the organism in Eukaryota, Metazoa, Chordata, Actinopteri, Cypriniformes, Cyprinidae. The coding region runs from base 386 to 5827 and encodes 1813 amino acids. The transcript has 23 exons. The record is from RefSeq and is a predicted model, not a curated record. Gene Ontology annotation, molecular function: protein binding.
CUGACCGCAAAGUGUCUACUGUUUAAAAGAAAGGGACUUCUCCCUCCCUCUCUCUCUCACUCUCUCCCUCUCUCUCUCUCUUUCACUCAUUCCCUCUCUCAGCAUCAGCAGACAUACACUGGCUGGAUGGAGCACUCUCACUGAGAGCAGAGAGACAGGAGGAAAUGACAGGACUGUCAUCUGUCUAAAGAAAAUUAAAAAGCACUUCAAGAGUUCCUGAUGUUUUUAACCUCCGUUUGGCAACACGUCGCAGUUCCCUAGACGGAGGCACGUCUCUGAGCUUGUAGAGGAGGAUUGGUCUCACUAAGGAUCAAAUCCAAAUCUUUGGUAUCUUAAAACAGUUUAAACAAUCACGCCAGUAAGAAGAGGCAAGGAGCAAAUCAUCAUGGGGAUGCGAGGCCUGCUUCUGGCCUGUGUGGCAGUAGCCAUGUUAGUUCAUCUCUCUAGUGCUGGCCUGGUGAAAAGAGUAAUUAGACACAGAAGAGAAUCACUGUCACCGACCACUGAGAACUUGACCCUCCCAAGUCCUGAUCAGCCUGUGGUUUUUAACCAUGUAUACAACAUCAACGUUCCCUCUGGCUCCCUGUGCUCUGUGGACUUGGAUUCACCUGGAACAACACCAGUGAAGCCAAAACCGGCCAAUCUUCAGUCUGACCAGCACAUAGAACACACCACGGAUGGAGAGAAUCAGAUUGUUUUUACGCAUAGGAUUAACAUUCCCAAGCAAGCUUGCGGUUGUGAUAACCACAUGCCUGACCUGAAGGAUCUUCUGAACAGGCUGGAAAUGCUGGAGGCGGAGGUAUCCAGUCUAAGAGAGCAGUGCACCAGUGGAACAGGCUGUUGUAGUGCUCAGGUGUCAGCAGGUGAAGUCACAACCAAACCCUACUGCAGUGGCCGCGGAAACUACAGCACCGACACCUGCAGCUGUGUGUGCGAGCCCGGUUGGAAGGGAGUCAACUGCUCUGAGCCAGAAUGCCCCAACUUUUGCCAAGAUCAAGGCCGCUGUGAAGAUGGCAAGUGCGUCUGCUUCGAGGGCUUCGGCGGUGAGGACUGCAGCGUCGAGCUGUGCCCAGUGGAUUGCGGUGAGAAUGGAGAGUGCAUCGACGGGGCUUGCAUCUGCGCUGAGGGCUUCAUCGGUGAGGAUUGCAGUAUGACCAACUGCCUGAACAACUGCCUGGGCAGGGGGCGCUGUGUGGAUGACGAAUGUGUGUGUGAUGAGCCUUGGACAGGCUUUGACUGCUCCGAGCUCAUCUGUCCCAAUGACUGCUACGACCGUGGCCGCUGUGACAAUGGAACCUGCUAUUGUGAAGAGGGCUUUACUGGGGAGGACUGCGGGGAGCUUACCUGCCCCAAAAACUGCAAUCACCGUGGCAGGUGCGUCAAUGGACAGUGCGUCUGCAACAUUGGCUACAGCGGAGAUGACUGCUCCAAGCUAACCUGCCUCAAUGACUGCAAUCAGAGAGGGCACUGCUUCAAUGGGAAGUGCAUAUGCGAUCCUGGGUUUGAGGGUGAGGACUGCGGCAUUCUUUCCUGCCCUGACAACUGCAAUGAUAGGGGACAGUGUGUCAAUGGUGAGUGUAUUUGCGAUGAUGGAUAUGAAGGUGAUGACUGCUCCGAGCUCUCUUGCCCCAAUAACUGUCACGAUCGGGGCCGAUGCGUCAACGGGAAGUGCAUUUGCAAAGUAGGCUUUGCUGGAGAAGAUUGCAGCAUUAAGACCUGUCCCCAUGACUGCCAUGGACGCGGAGAGUGUGUUGACGGCAAAUGCGUUUGCCAUGAUGGCUUUGCUGGAGAACACUGUGGCAUCAAGACCUGCCCCCAUCAUUGCCAUGGACGGGGACAGUGUGUGGACGGCAAGUGUGUUUGCCACCAUGGCUUUGCCGGAGAAGAUUGCAGCAUCAAGACCUGUCCCAGUCACUGCCAUGGACAUGGACAGUGUGUGGAUGGCAAGUGCAUUUGCCACCAUGGCUUUACUGGAGACGAUUGCAGCAUCAAAACCUGUCCCAAUGACUGUCAUGGGCGUGGAAAGUGCGUGGACGGCAAGUGCAUUUGCCAUGAUGGUUUUGCUGGAGAAGACUGCAGCAUCAAAACCUGUCCCAAUAAUUGUCAUGACCGUGGACAGUGUGUGGACGGCAAGUGCGUUUGUCAUGCUGGCUUUACAGGCCAUGACUGUAGUGAGUUGACUUGCCCCAAUGACUGCCAUAACCGAGGACUUUGUGUAAAUGGCCAAUGUGUGUGUAACAUCGGGUUCUCUGGGGAGGACUGUAGUACAAAGACAUGUCCCAACAACUGCCUGGACCGUGGCUACUGUGAAGAUGGAAAGUGUGUCUGCUCUGAGGGCUACACCGGUGAGGACUGCUCUGUUUUGACCUGCCCAGCAAACUGCAAUGACCAAGGCCAAUGUCUGAAUGGAAUGUGCAUAUGUGAUUUAGGCUUCACUGGCGACGACUGCUCUGAAAUCUCCCCACCCAGAGACUUGACUGUGACUGAGGUCGAUCCAGAAACGGUGGACGUUGCCUGGGUCAAUGAGAUGCUUGUGACGGAGUAUCUUAUCACUUAUGUGCCUACGGCUCCUGGCGGUUUGGAGAUGGAAAUGAGAGUUACUGGUGAAAAGAAGAUGGCCACUAUUAGGGAGCUUGAGCCUGGCAUAGAGUACCUAAUAAGUGUCUUUGCUGUCCUGAACAGCAAGAUGAGUGUCCCUGUCAGUGCCAGAAUAGCCACACAUCUUCCUGAACCCGAGGGCCUGAAAUUCAAAUCGGUUAGAGAGACCUCAGUGGAGGUUGAGUGGGACCCCUUGAACAUCCCGUUUGAUGGCUGGAACCUCAUCUUCAGAAACACAAAAGAAGAGGAUGGAGAGAUUUUGAACUCUCUCACCCCUCCUGAGACCACCUUUGAGCAGUCUGGUCUUGGACCUGGACAAGAAUAUGAAGUCAAGCUUGAGGUUGUAAAGAACAACACCCGCGGACCCCCAGCCAGCAAGAACGUUGUCACAAUGAUUGAUGCUCCCAGCCAAGUGGAUGUGCGUGAUGUGACAGACACCACAGCCCUUAUCACCUGGCUUCAGCCUGUCGCUCAGGUGGACGGGAUCUCUCUGUCCUAUCGCCCUAUCACAAAUUUAGACAAAACAACAAUAGAGCUUUCCUCCAUAGAUACCCAGUAUCAUCUGGCUGAGCUGUACCCUGACACAGAGUAUGAGGUCUCUCUCAUGGCUCGCAGGGGAGAGAUGACCAGCUUUCCGGUCGAUGAGCGCUUCACCACAGACCUUGAUGCCCCCAAAAACCUCAGGGCGGUUGAACAGACAGAUGAGAGCAUAACUCUGGAGUGGGAAAACAGCGAGGCCAAUGUCUUCAUUUACCGCGUCAAAUACGGCCCAAUUUCUGGAGGGGAGCAUGGAGAGCUGGUCUUCCCCAGCGGCCCUAAGGAUACCACUCAGGCUAAAAUCACUGGCCUUAGGCCCGGGACGGAGUAUGGAAUGGGCGUGACGUCAAUCAAGGAAGAGCGUGAGAGUUUGCCUGCAACGACUAAUGCUGUGACUGAUAUUGAUGCUCCCAAAGACUUUGAAGUAAGUGAGACCACAGAGACCACAUUGGCACUGGUUUGGAGGAGACCGGUCGCCAAAAUCGACACCUAUACGCUAGCGUUUACAUCUGAGGAUGGAACUGAAGCUGAACACGAGAUACCUGGUGCUGCCAAUACCUACAUCCUCAGUGACCUGUCCCCCGGCAUGCUGUACACCAUCAGCCUGACUGCCAAGAGAGGAAGAAAGAUGAGCGCACCAGCCACUCUGUCAGCAUCCACAGAUGAAGAGAAGCCUCAGGUGGGCAACAUCACCAUCUCUGAUGUGUCCUGGGACAGCUUCAGUGUGUCCUGGGAGCUGGACAGAGGAGAGGUUGAGGGCUUUCUGGUUGAAGUAUCUGACCCAGAUGGUUUAUCUGAUGGCCAGAACCAUACUCUAUCCAGCCAGGAGUUCAGCCUGGCUGUCUCUGACCUCUCCCCUAGUACUUUCUACAGGGUCACACUGUAUGGGCUGUACAAGGGAGAGCUCUUAGAUCCUGUCUUUGCUGAAGCCAUCACAGAAACUGAACCUGAAGUGGAGCAUCUUAUGGUCUCGGACAUCACCCCGCACAGCUUUAAACUGACAUGGACGGCACCAGAAGGCGUCUUUGAUACAUUCACUCUCAAAAUCGUCGAUUCUAAUGGCCUGGGCCAACCUCUCCAGAUCAGUGUUUUUGGAGUCGAGCGAACAGAAGUGGUGACAGGUCUCAAAGAAGAUAUGGAGUAUGAAAUCGAGCUCUUUGGGAUCAUUAUGGGAAGGAAAUUCCAGCCCAUUUUGGCUGUAGCUCGAACAGGUUUGGGAACACCCAAGGGGAUACGCUUUUCUGAUGUGACGGAUACAUCGGCUACUGUUCACUGGACUUUGCCUCAAACCCAUGUAGACAGCUACCGGGUCACCUAUGUGCCCAUUCAGGGUGGCAGCCCUAUGACACUGAGAGUAGAUGGAGGAGAAUCCCAAGCCAUGCUGCCUAAUCUGACCCCUGGAGUGACCUACCAGGUCACUGUCAUCGCUGUGAAGGGCUUGGACGAGAGCGAACCAGGAUCUGAGAGAGUCACGACAGCCCUGGAUAAGCCGAGAGGUCUGACAGCAGUCAACAUCACUGACACUGAAGCUCUGCUGCUGUGGCAGCCGUCCAUUGCUACUGUGGAUGGAUAUGUCAUCACUUACAGCGCAGACAGUGUGGCUCCAGUGAUGGAACGGGUGUCUGGGAACACUGUGGAGUUUGAGAUGAGCUCCCUCACACCUGCCACCUUAUACACUGUUAAAGUCUAUGCUGUCAGAGAGGCAGCCAAGAGCGCCGCAACCACCACAGAGUUCACCACAGAUGUUGAUGCCCCUCAGAAUCUGGCUGCCAGUAAUAUUCAAACAGAGAGCGCCAUGUUGACAUGGAAACCACCAAGAGCAGACAUCAGUGGGUAUAUCCUCAGCUUUGAGUCUGCUGAUGGCAUCGUGAAGGAUGUUGUCCUUAGCCCCACGGCAACAUUUUACAGCAUGUCUCAGCUGACUUCCUCCACAGAAUACACAGUCAGACUGCAGGCCAUCGCUGGGCCGAAGAGAAGCAGAAUCAUCUCCACAGUCUUCACCACCAUUGGAGUGCUAUACAAGCAUCCUAAAGACUGCUCGCAGACUCUGUUAAACGGAGAAGCAACCUCGGGCCUGUACACUAUUUACCUUCGUGGAGAUGAGAGUCAGCCUCUGCAGGUCUACUGUGAUAUGACCACUGAUGGAGGAGGCUGGAUUGUGUUUGUGAGACGGCAGAGCGGUAAAGUGGAGUUUUUCAGAAACUGGAAGAACUACACUGCAGGCUUCGGUGACCUGAAUGAUGAAUUCUGGUUGGGUCUCUCUAACCUCCAUAAGAUCACCUCCUCUGGGCAGUAUGAGUUGCGUGUGGACCUCAGUGAUAAGGGAGAGUCUGCAUAUGCGCAGUAUGACAAGUUUUCAGUCUCAGAACCACGCAGUCGCUACAAAGUACAUGUUGGCGGAUACAGCGGCACUGCAGGUGACUCAAUGACGUAUCACCACGGCCGUCCAUUCUCGACCUACGAUAAUGACCACGAUAUAGCCGUCACCAACUGUGCUCUGUCUUACAAGGGAGCUUUCUGGUAUAAAAACUGUCAUCGAGUGAAUAUAAUGGGACGAUACGGCGAUAACAGUCAUAGCAAGGGUGUAAACUGGUUCCACUGGAAGGGUCACGAGCACUCCAUUGAGUUUGCAGAGAUGAAGAUCAGGCCUGCUAACUUCAGGAAUUUCGAGGGAAGGAGAAAGCGAUCGUAAACCAGUGAGCUCCAACCCAGACCCAAGCAACCCUCCACUGCUGACCAUUCGCCCCUCGUUUCUCCUGCAUCAUCUCAUCCCCUUCAUCUACCAAAGUCACUGCCAGGAGCCCAGCCAGCUCUUCACGCUCUCCUAUUCACGGAGAACAAGUACAAAAAAAGUUUUCACCCUCCCAUUCAAAGCUACAGCCAAUACACAGUUGUGUGUGUACCACUUCUGUGCAAGUCAAUCUGACAGAAAACCAAUAGACUCAUAGUGAAGUGUUUAACAUUACACACUGUGCCUGUACAUCAUAUGCACACCAAAGACAGACACUCCAGUAACAUCUAUAUGAUACAAUGCCUACGGAGAGGAGAUUUUGAGUUUGGCUCGGUGCUUUCCAGUUUAAAAAAUAAUGAUAUUAUUCUUUCUGUAUAUCCCAUACAGUUACAGUGGGAAGAGUUGAAUGUUUGUGUGUGGUAUUUUUGCUUCAGAGCCUCUUCCCUAGACUGUGAAAUAGCCUCCAGAACUAUUUAUCCUUUAACUUCUCUAUUAGGGCGAGAAGGUUAAUGGCACAUGAUAAAAACUCGGCAUUUAAUAUGCAGGACUGCAUAAAAAACAUCUAGUGGGGAGGCUCAGAGAUUUUUUAUUUUUAUUUUUUUUUUCAUCUCUUUAGUCUGUGACAAAUCUAAGUACCCAUGCUCUCUGUUUUCUCUCUCCCACAACUCAUGCAUUUAUCAGUUCAGAAGUGGCACAUUUCUGGAACCGGUACAUACACAGUACUGCUAAGUGUUCAUUUAUAUGCACCUUUUGUCGUGUUUCCUGUACCCUAUAACUAUAUUGGCAUUCGGUCACAGAGCAUAAGAAUCUUGAUUUGCUGAUUUCUAUCCUCUAAAAAAAGAUUUAAACGAAACAAAAGUUAAGGCAGGACCUAUGUUCAGUCUUUUGUUUAAGUGAUAAUGUGUUCGCCAGUUAUGAGCUUGUAUAAUGUUCAAAAUUCAGGAAAGGUAAAAGUAAUAGCCAGGUGAUUGGAAUUAUUGUAAACAUAGCCUCAUAUGAAAGUUCUGUUGGCAAAAAAAAAAAGAAAAAAGAAUUAAUAUACAGAAUAAGUCUUCGUGUUCGCCCCUACCCUGCUAUCGACUAAACCACUGACCCUAUACAAUACCUGUGUAAAUUAUGUCUCGUUUUGGUAUUUGAAUAUUUUUGUUUGUUUGUUUGUUUAUUAAAUGGGUGUACAACAGGUGUUUCUUUGUAACCCCUCUUACAAUAAAAACAGAUUUUGUUUAAUAAA